UCUCAAUCUAGAGUCCUGUCUCUUAUUGGGGGGAAUCUGCUACAAGAGAUUGCUAUGCUAUAAUCACUAAGCUCUUCUAAGAGCCUGUUUCUGUCCUGCUUUACUCUCUGGGGAAAGAGCGGUUCACCCACUGGAACCUGGAGCCUUGUCGUAGGUCCAGGGUGGGUAGGAGACGACGAGACCUCAACCAAGCUGCGGUGGUUCAUGGGGUCUGCGGUAGUUAUGGUCUCUGGAGUCUUUGGAGUCCUCAGGAAGCGCUAGGAGCAUCCUUCAACGGAGGUACCCAGAUAUAUAUAUAUACUUGUGUAGUUGGUGGGUUAUAUUGCCGUGUGUGUAUAUGUAAUUGCGGUGAUUUACCAGGUUUUUGGAUACUUAUUUCUCUUCCUUUAUGUAUUCUUUCUGUGUCCAUCAUAAAUGAUUUUAUGAUCGCUCCCAGCAUUUUUAGGUCCGUCCCAGAUGCAAAAAGAGCUUAAUUCAUUGUAUCUAAGGGGGUAAUAUUCCUCUUUGUGGACUUUAGGACUUUGCUUUCACAGAUAAGAGACAUUCCUGGCAGCGGAGUCCAUAGGUUAGCGAGACCUUUAAUGGGAGUAAGGGUUACUGUGCGAUUCCUGGGGCACACAGAGGACACACUGUCACAGUACUUUAUAUACUUAACGCGCAAGGUACUUUGUAGCACCCUGACAUUGAAAUUCCGCUGACUUUGUGAAUAUUUUUUAUAUUUUUAAUAUGUAUGUGCUCCUUUGUCUAGUCUCUCUAUUGUCAGUGGAUGCUGUAUAAAUCCAUAUUGAUCACUGAGCUGCCAAACACCAUAACCACUACAAUACUAAUGUGCUAAUGUUCACAGGUAGUGUGAUGCUUGGAACCAAGCGUCUGCUCCCAUUUUUCAGAACCUCCAAUUAAGAAAGGCGUGUCUCUGCAGGAGAACAUUGCUGUGAAGGGAGCUGUGCUUUAUUGGUGAGGGGAACCAUAAGAUUAACUCCCACCAACCUCAAGCAGCCUGGAACAUCUUUAUCCUGAUAGUAAACCAAGUUAGCAGGGUCCCUAGUAAACCCUGGUGUGUGCACCGUGAUGACAGGGGACCAGCAAUUUCUGGCACAUUAGCUGGAAAUAUAUAUAUAUUUUUUUUUUUUAAAUCCUAUUUUAUAAAUUAAACGAUGUGGAAAAUAAUCUGAUGCUGGAAAUUUGUCUGUCCAUUUCGCGCGCUCUGUCCAUCUUGCACUAUGUAUGUAUGUGUUUUGGUGCCUCCAUCUCCCACUGUCUAUAAUCUGUCUGUCUUGCAGUAUGUCCAGCUUGGAAUGUGUGUGCAUGGUCACUAAAAUGCCCUGUAAAUCACAAGGCUGGAGACGUUAUGCACUACUUUGCCUUCUUGCUUCUUAGGGGUGUCGUGUCUACCAGAGGCUGACCCCCUUGUUCUAGGUGCAAGGAGGCCUACGAGAGGGGAUCUCCUCCCCCCUCUGUGCAGAUUCUGCUGACCCAGCAGCUUCUCCUGAGUACAAUCUUAAUCCUCAGGGAUUUUGAGGAUUUAGUGAGAGCCUUACCUGACACGUCUGCAUACCCUGGUACCUAGUGCAGCAACAGCAAAGGAAACUGGGAGAAAUUAACACAAUCUGACCCCUGGAGACAGAGGGUGGUCUGUUCCCAAAAGAAGGGGCCUUCUUGAAGGAAGAGAGGAAGAACUGAUUCUAAUCUCAAGGGGAUUAGACUGGGAGAGAACCUACCUCCCUUGCUGCAACAACCCUACCACCCCCCCAUUCCUAGACUCUAGGAACCCCCACCCACUUAAAGAGGAUCUACUUACCAGUUUCAGACUCUUCCCAUCUCUAAGGGCAAAGAUUUAUUUUUCAUUUUAGAAGAAGUGGUCCAGCUCCCACUAAGAAUGCUGAGCAAUCAGUCCACGGUUUGCCUGUUCUCGGGGGUCUGUGCCACCCUGUUUGCGCUGGCACUGGUGUAUUACUUGUAUUGGUGAGUGUAACAAGGCUCUCUUUCGGGAUAAUAAUUCACGUGGUUAAGCUUAUCUGUCUUUGAAUCCAUUCUUGUGUGAUUGUUUGGUGGGUGUUUGAAUGUUUUGCCUAAGUACAAAUGACACUGCGUCUACAUAUUCCCCAUCCCCCACGCUGUGAGCUGCCCCCUGUGUGCAGUCCUUGACUGAGCUGUUUUUUGGUGGAAGUGUUAGAAUUUGGUUUAAGAAAGCUGUUUGUGGGUAGUCCACUCCCAGGUCCAGAAAUCCUGCUUAUUAUUAGAGACAGAUAAGCUCAGUUUUUCCACAAAUUCUGAAUACAUUGGCACCUUAAAAGCACCUUUCCUGUGAUAAGUGACCAUUCCAGGAUAGGUACCCCAUUCUGUACAUAGUAAAGUGUAAAUGUACUUUCCUGAUGGAGAACUAUUUGGUGGCAACCUUUUUUUAUUUUCACGUUAGCCUCUGGGUCUUCAUGUGUUUGCCAGGCGGUGUUUUUACAUGGUUAGUGGGAGAAUAGGUACAGUGUGUGCUGGGCGGUGUUUUUACAUGGUUAGUGGGAGAAUAGAUGCAGUGUGUGCUGGACGGUGUUUGUACUCAGCGGGAGAAUAGGUACCGUGUGUGCCGGGCAGUGUUUGUACAUGGUAAGUGGGAGAAUAGGUACAGUGUGUGCCGGGCGGUGUUUUUACAUGGUUAGUGGGAGAAUAGGUACAGUGUGUGCCGGGUGGUGGCUGUACUCGGUUAGUGGGAGAAUAGGUACCGUGUGUGCCGGGCGGUGUUUGUACUCGAUAAGCGGGAGAAUAGGUACCGUGUGUGCCGGGCGGUGUUUGUACAUGGUUAGUGGGAGAAUAGGUACCGUGUGUGCCGGGUGGUGGUUGUACUCGGUAAGCGGGAGAAUAGGUACAGUGUGUGCUGGGCGGUAUUUGUACAUGGUUAGUGGGAGAAUAGGUGCAGUGUUUGUACUCGGUAAGUGGGAGAAUAGGUACAAUGUGUGCUGGGUGGUGUUGUAGGGAUUUAAUCAGUUGGGUGGGUUAUGUACUUUGUGCACUGGGUCGGGUUUGAACUUUGAGUGUUUUUGGUAUAAAUAAAACGUAUAAAAGGGUAUGUUCGAGAAAUUGACUGUGUUUGCAAAUGAAAACUAAUACACAGCGUUAUGCUAUUGGCGAUGUCCAUUAAAUAGAUCCUUACGGUGCACUUACAAUGGAAAAGGAGAAAUGUUGUCAAUAACGGUUUGGUGGAUUCCCUGCGGCUAGGAGGAUGGUUUUAUAUAGUCACUGUCAUGUACACUGGAACUAAUCGUUCUGACAUGGGGGAUUACAUGGGGCCAUUGGGCUCAGUACCAUAAGAUUGCUUGAUGUUAACAUCUGGCACAUAACUGGGGGGUGGGGAUUGUGGACAUAGCAGGGUGUUGGGGUUCAUUGAAUACAAUGUACACACUUCAAAUCAUACUGAGGAAGUGACAGUAUGCCUCUUGUGCUUUCUUCUCAAACUGACCCAUCUCAUUCUGUUUUUUUCCUCACAGGACGGUGGCUCUGAGUGAGGGUCCGUGUAAGCGGCACUGAGCGCAGGAAGCAGAAAUGGGGGUUUGGGGGUUCGUGAAGACUCAGUUUGUGGUUCAUCUUCUCAUUGGCUUUGUGUUCGUGCUUAGCGGCCUCAUCAUCAACUUCAUUCAGCUCUGCACUGUUCCCUUGUGGAGUAUAAACAAGCAGGCGUACCGCAGGCUCAACUGCCGGCUGGCAUACUCCCUCUGGAGCCGUGAGUACCCCAGUGUCUAGCUAAGAUUCGCUGAGUGAUGCUAGUCUCAUUGUAAUAUGGGAUUAUUUUUAGAUAAUGUCACAGUAUGAUUCUUAGCGCCUCUCUAUUUAGCCCUGCAGUAGAAAGGAUCUCCUUGUUAUAUAAUGCUAGAUAUUGGUAUGGUGCUGGCAAUCAUUCACACUGUGUUGUUCCCUAGAGCUGGUGAUGCUGUUGGAGUGGUGGUCUGGCACAAAAUGCACUCUCUUCACGGACCAGCAGACGGUGGAUCACUUUGGGAAGGAGCACGUCAUCAUUAUCCUCAAUCACAAUUUUGAGAUUGACUUCUUGUGUGGCUGGACCAUGUGUGAACGUUUUGGAGUGCUCGGGGUGAGUGUGAGAUCCAUAUCUCUGCUGAGCCCACUUAGUGUUUAAAGAGGCUGAGACACU
Molecule: messenger RNA, 4135 nt
Organism: Pelobates cultripes (western spadefoot toad)
Lineage: Eukaryota; Metazoa; Chordata; Amphibia; Anura; Pelobatidae
Source: the annotation of a GenBank genome assembly